Molecule: messenger RNA, 737 nt
Organism: Rattus norvegicus (Norway rat)
Lineage: Eukaryota; Metazoa; Chordata; Mammalia; Rodentia; Muridae
Gene: Pierce2
Product: piercer of microtubule wall 2
Exons: 2
Coding region: 203-574 (123 amino acids)
Biological process (GO): axoneme assembly
Cellular component (GO): axoneme; axonemal microtubule
Source: RefSeq, marked validated
CCAUGGAGACGGGCUGCCACACUGGAAGACAGAGGGUUUCCAUCCACCUCUCCCUCCUCAGAAAUUGCAGUUUAUGCGACUCGGAUCGUUCUGGCUUCGUCCUUGGUGCUGCUUUCCGUCGGUUCUUCUUCUGUAAGAAGACCCACGCCUUCGUCAGACUUCUCGCUAUCAGGAAAAAGUUGCUUUUGCUGAAGAGAUUAAGAUGGCGGGAGAGACAGACUGCGACUUGGAUAAGAAAACUUCUUUGACUUCAGAUGCAGAAAUGAGACCUGCUGAACCACCAGCUCCAUGCAUAAACCCUGGCAACCCCGUGUUUUCCUGUAUGUUGGACCCUAAGACAUUGCACACGUCCACCUCACUGUCCAAACCCCAGAUGAUUAUGUACAAGACCAAUGCCAGCCAGUACGGGGCCUUCUCACCCAGGCCCUACUUCCUGCCCUGUAAGUACCUGCCACAGGAGCAAAUGUUCACAGAGCACCUCAGAGCAACCGGCUUUUAUCAAAACAACAGCCUGAACAUUGGGCCUGACCGAACCAGAACUGUCGAUUCUCCUAAUUAUCAACACACACUGUGAAAUCCAUCCUUCUGACAGAGAAAAUGUCCUGAGGAUAUUAGUUUUUAAGUCUAGAAUACCUAAUUUUGAACAUUUGAAAUGUAAUAACUUUUAAUUAUAAAAAUACAAAUACAUUUUCUAAAAUUACUUUUAAGAAAUAAAAAAAUUAAGUUAGUGACAGUGA